UGGAAAAGGCAACUCGCGAUACACACAACCAAUGGAUUAAAACUGCCAGCCAGACCUCUGGUGAAGACUUGAUGAACUUUUUCGCUUUCUCUGACGAUGUCCUCCGUCGAUCGCUUCUCACGCUGGUUUAUCGGGCCGCUCCACCCGCAAAAGAAUCCUCCACAACCUUCAGCUUAAACUGCAUCAAAGCCGCCGUGGCCACUUUACAGGUACACCACGACUGUAUCAAUUUGAUACGUGUAUCUACUUCGCCAAGUAUAUUCAUUGGACCCUCCUCUUCGCGCCCUUCUCCCCCUUCAUCAUCAUAUUCUGCCACGUAAUCGAAAC
This is a messenger RNA of Aspergillus candidus, 327 nucleotides long. RefSeq lists its product as uncharacterized. NCBI's taxonomy places the organism in Eukaryota, Fungi, Ascomycota, Eurotiomycetes, Eurotiales, Aspergillaceae. Bases 72 to 320 code for a protein of 82 amino acids. The record is from RefSeq and is a predicted model, not a curated record. The transcript is spliced from 3 exons.